UUCUGUUGAAGUUUAUUUUCGUGAGUCUACAUGAAAUAAAACAUGUAUUUUUGCGAUCGAUGGUGGCGUUUGAGGAAUACAAAACUUCGAAUAAUGGACGAAGAAAGAAAACUCAACUGAUGUUCCGACGUCAGCAGCUGAUGUCUAGCAGUGGUCUACCGAUUUUUCGCCAGUUUUUCAAUGUUAUGUGAAAAACGACACUCUCUCUGCCACUUUCUCAAACGCUUCGAGCGAAAAUGAAGAAGGAAAGUCGACUAUCGGGCAUUGGAAAUGAUCAUGACGCGAGUUUUUAGGAAAACUAGAGUAAUAUGCAGGCAGAUGGUUCAUUGGCUGGCCAGGUUAUUGGACCCUGGUACUCAUAAACUGAAACAAUCGAUAGACACAGGCAAAGAGUCUGACGUAACCAACGUGGUGUCGUCUUACAGUGCAUCAUCUGAGGGCAAACAACACGAGAACAAAAGGACACAAUGGCGGCAGUGGCUAGCAUGUAUUUCCGCAACCCUGUCCAUGGUGGCAGUGGGCACAGUUUAUGGAUGGACGACGACUUCUCUCUCUCGAUUGACAUCCGGGGACAGCGAUAUGCCACUAAAAUUAACGGACGACGAAGUUUCAUGGAUCGUUUCCUUGACAGUGAUUGGUUCCAUGAUCGGCCCAUUUCUAGGUGCCUGUUUGUCCGACCGGUUCGGUCGCAAACGCUGCCUUCUGUUAUCCAGCGGGUUCUACGUUGUGGGCUGGCUCAUCGUGUUAUUCGCGAGCACCGUAGUGGCGCUGUAUAUCGCUCGAGUAGUCCUCGGUAUAGGCGUAGGUAUUUCCUACACCACGAAUCCCAUGUAUGUCUCUGAAGUGGCUGAUAUCAACAUUAGAGGCGCCUUAGGUACUUUAAUAGCGGUCAACGUAUUUACUGGAUCAUUAUUGACCUGUAGCAUAGGUCCUUGGGUAUCUUACAAAGUACUCGCGUCGAUUCUUCUUGCGAUACCCAUCUUAUUCACGGCGUCGUUUGUCUGGUUUCCCGAAAGUCCAUAUUUCUUGGUGGCGAGAGGACGCAAAACCGAAGCCAGCAAGUCACUGGCAUUUUUCAAAGGCAUUCGUGACCCCAACGAAGUGAAAAAGGAGCUUUCUUUAAUCAUACGAGGGCUGUCCAGGAAUGACUCACAUAAGUCUCACGUAUCGUCAAGUCCAAGUCAAAGCAUGGAGAUAAUUAAGCACAGCUGGUUGGCCAAACUGAGAAUGUUGUUAUUGCCAAAUAAUGCGAGAGCACUGUGCAUCGUGGUUGGAUUAAUCGCAGCCCAACAAUUGAGUGGGAACUUCAGCACUAUGCAGUACAUGGAGGUGUUGUUUAAAAAGGCAGCAGUCGGUAUUGAUUCAAACUUGGCAACUAUCUUAGUUUUGGCUGUUGGUCUCAUAUCCGGCAGUCUGGCCACUGCAACGGUAGAAGGAGCAGGAAGGCGACCACUUUUGAUGAUUUCUACGUUUGGAUCGUGCUUUACUUUACUCAUUUUGGCCAUUUACCUUAUGCUCGAUAAUAGAGGGAUUGACGUUACCGUGGUUAAUAUUCUACCAGUUAUCGACGUGAUUGUAUUCCAGGUAGCGUAUCAGAUAGGCCUAGGCACGUUACCUAACGCUCUCAUUGGCGAAUUAUUCCCGACAGAAGUGAAAGGUGUCGCUGGUGCCAUCGUUACGAUUUUUGACGGUGUACUUGGUUUCAUCGUGUCGAAACUGUAUCAGGUUAUUGGCGACAGUCUUGGGGCUUAUACGGUUUACUAUUACUUCUCGGCAUCUUGUUUCUUGGCGUUUUUAAUGGUACUCGUAUUUGUACCGGAAACAAAAGGCAGGACAAACCGCGAAAUUCAAAUGCUUCUAGCUGGUGAGAAACGAAAUAGCUCGAACGAAGAAACCAGAAACAAUGAAAAUAAUUUUGUAUGACACGAGGGUUUGCACCGUAAAUAUGAAACACGGUGCCCACCUUCAUGGAACUUGAUAUUUCUUGUUGAAGAUAUUAUAGAUGUUAUUUUAACGACAUGGAUCUCUAAUUUUGCCAACACACUUAAUUUUUAUAGAAGUAUAAUUUUACCAGUUUAUAUGUGUAGUUACAGAAAGGUUUCUUACAAAGGCCAUAGUCACUUAUCGAUAUAUGUAUAUUGUAAAUUCAUAUGUA
Messenger RNA from Eufriesea mexicana, 2155 nucleotides. RefSeq names its product facilitated trehalose transporter Tret1. Gene Ontology annotation, cellular component: membrane. The record is from RefSeq and is a predicted model, not a curated record. Gene Ontology annotation, molecular function: transmembrane transporter activity. The transcript has 5 exons. The coding region runs from base 271 to 1923 and encodes 550 amino acids. Gene Ontology annotation, biological process: transmembrane transport. Lineage: Eukaryota; Metazoa; Arthropoda; Insecta; Hymenoptera; Apidae.